CUCUCUGCAUACUGUAUGUCAUCCCUUAUGCUUACACGUUUUGGUUUUAUCUUCUCUCCUUAGCAUUUCUCUUUUCCUUUCCUUUCGCUUCGUCUCCUCAGUGGGCGGGACUUUGUUCCAGGGUCAGCCCACAGGGGGAGUGGUCUGCUUAUGCAGCCGAGUUUGGAGCGCUGUUUCCCGGCCAGCCUCUCAGCUGUGACUCGCAGUGAUUUCUUCUUCUUCGUUACUCCCAGCAGGGGCCUGACGCUCGCUCUCUAUGAUUAAAGAUGGAGCUCCGGUCCAUUCCUCCUGCUCUCCUCGUCCUCUCUGUAGCAUGUCUGCAGCCGGUAUCCGGCGUGGUUCCACGAUCAGGACCGAAAGUCACCGAGAAGGUGUUUUUUGACAUCACAGUGGCGGGUCACGAGGUGGGGCGGAUCGUCAUCGGCCUUUUUGGGGAGGUCGUCCCUCUCACUGUCAAUAACUUUGUUGCCCUGGCAACCGGAGAGAAAGGUUACGGCUACAAAGGGACAAAGUUCCACAGGGUCAUUAAGGACUUCAUGAUCCAGGGAGGAGACUUCACAACAGGAGAUGGAACUGGAGGUCACAGCAUCUAUGGAAGAACUUUUGCAGAUGAGAACUUUAAACUGAAGCAUCUCGGAGCAGGCUGGGUGAGUAUGGCCAACGCUGGUCCGGACACCAACGGAUCACAGUUCUUUAUCCUGGCUGCCAGAGCACCGUGGUUGGAUGGGAAACACGUGGUUUUUGGCAAAGUCCUGGACGGGAUGGCUGUGGUUCACACCAUUGAGCUUCAGGACACCAACGACAGGAACUUGCCAUACACCGAGUGUGUGAUCGUCAACAGUGGCAGGAUCCCUGUCAAACAACCCUUCAUAGUGGAGGUGGAGGGCUGGUAAAUUACAGCAAAGACAGUAUAUUAUUAUGACAUACUAGAAAUCGAUCUGAAGUCCAUUUUUGCAGUUUGUCAAAAUCAAAUUUCAUAUGAUUACUUUUACAUGUUAACACACUAACACUAGCAUGCUAGCAAGUAAGGCUGGGUAUUGUUGGAAAUUUUACCAGGACCAAUACUGGUAUUGAGACUGAAACAAUACAAUUCUCUGUACUUAAUAUAAAUAUUAUUUUUCUUUUUUCUUCUAUAAACUUUUCAAACUUAUCAGUGUUUAAUUUUGUCUUAACGUGACUUAAUUGUCAUAAAAACAAAAUGCAGACAAAAGUUAUCAGAAAUGUUGAUUUAAAUCAAGAAAGAUUUGAUCAGAUAGAAAACGAGACAAAAAAUCUAACCAAGCAUUCAACCAAAUUCAGUUCCAUCUUUCAGUAUUUGAAAGUGCCACUGAUGCAUUUUGGUUUGUACCAAAAAUACAUUGCAGUUCAAUACCCACACCUAUUAGCAAGCUAACAUGAGCAUGAAGCAUUGCAUCCUUAAUGGUAACAUGUUCACAUGCUAACUGUGACGUGUUACAGAGGCUAAAUGUUAGCAUGUUAAAUGUAGUUGUAAGCCAUAGCAUGCUAACAAACACUUAACUUUCCCUCUGAAGCAGUCAGCAAGAGUGCUUUAACCUGGCGAAGGUGAACUUCUGAUCGAUUUCUACUGUAUGCAGAUAGGAAACAGAUAUUUUAAUUAAGUUAUAAAAGAACAACUGUCUGUGAAAGGAGGGGAAACUUUCUAAAAUAGGGUAUACAGGACAAAGAAAAAGACAAAUGAACCAACUGAAUCCACUCUACAACUUUGACUUGGUUUGGAGAUCAGACACAAAGUUAAGUUCAUCAUAGAUAGUAAACAUUGGCAUGUCAAAUUAUUCUCUAUGCUCAGGUGAAAACCUAAUAUCUCCAAAAUGGCAUUUUCUUUCUUGCACUUAGAUGAAUUUUCCACAUUCAAGCAACUUUACAAUCCUCAAAUUAAUAUUUAGUGGGCUUUUAAACAAAAGGUUUCAUGAGCCCUGACACAUGAUUUUAGUCACUUAAAAACAUAAAACUGAAUGAAACAGAAGACCACAUUUCACUCUAGAAAUACAGCAUUUAUGUAUGUGCUGCAAGGUGAUUUUUUUGGAUUUUAUUCAACAUGAGCAUGCAAUAUACAUACCAAAACCUGGAGAUAUGACGUUUACAGCCAAUUAUGACUCAUUGUAUGCAGAGAAGAGCAGUGUCAGUUUGACAGUUGUGUGUUUAUCAGGUUCACUGUGGUUCAUGCUAACCAUUUUAAUAUGUUAGCAUACUUGCAUAUUUAGUGGAUGGUGCCAGUUAGUGUUAUCCCCAAACUCAUAUCAAACUAAAUAAUGAACUGUGACCCAAACAUGAUGCGUAUCAUGGAAACUUGCACUUACAGAACUAUGUAGCUCCUUAUUAAUCUCUUAUUGCCAAAUCAUUCUUUAUUUGCCAAAUUUGCUUACACCUGCUAUGCAUCUAAUCAGCACCGACAUAUCUCAUUUUCAAUAACUGUUAACAAGUGUAUGCAAAAACCUUUGUAGCAAGUGUCAAAUGCCAUUCUUGCACUUUAUUAUGAUGAUUUUUAUCAUUCCAUCAUUGAAACUGAAGAUUUCUGUUUCCGUGUUUGAUUAAAUGAGUCUUUUCUUCCUGAUGCAUUAUGCAUUAUAUAAUGUAUGCAGAAACUACAGCACAAAUUGCACAGGAGGAAAUAUUCUGUGGUUAUUAUUACUGUACUGAUACUGUAGCUGUCCCUCAGAAAUGUUCAUAUUUGUUACCAGAUCAGUGAACUCUUCUGACUGUUAAUCUUUUGUGAUUUGUUCUUUUUAAUGUCGUCGUGAUUUAAAUUAACCCGAAAAACAGUCAUGGUAGCAAAAUAAUCUAGGAAAGUUAUGACUCAUUUCACUGAUGUUAAUACAACAUUUAAAACCUCUUUAACAGAUAUAUCACAUGUUCUGUUUUCAUUAUUUAUAAAAACAGCAGAAGAAGUGCCAACAGGAGUAUUUUCUACAA
Messenger RNA from Larimichthys crocea (large yellow croaker), 2931 nucleotides. It is a transcript of the gene ppic, whose product is annotated as peptidylprolyl isomerase C. The coding region runs from base 267 to 893 and encodes 208 amino acids. The record is from RefSeq and is a predicted model, not a curated record. Lineage: Eukaryota; Metazoa; Chordata; Actinopteri; Sciaenidae. Gene Ontology annotation, molecular function: cyclosporin A binding; peptidyl-prolyl cis-trans isomerase activity. Gene Ontology annotation, cellular component: intracellular membrane-bounded organelle; cytoplasm. The transcript is spliced from 6 exons. Gene Ontology annotation, biological process: protein peptidyl-prolyl isomerization; protein folding.